CCAUGUGAGGAAGGAUACGAUUCGUCGUCUCGGAAGACAUACAAGCCAUGCCCAUACAAACCUGUCUGGGAGGAUCCUACUGCAGAGAAGAUAAAGAUCGAGAAGGAGAUGAAAGGGUCCACGACUGGGAACGCAGCUAAAGCCAAGGCAUCGGAAGCUGCCGACUCAACCACGUCUACAGAGGAUAAGCCUGCCGGAGCAGGAGAGUCCAUGGCAAUUAAGUCAUCAGUACCGCUCAAGACGUAG
Messenger RNA from Perkinsus marinus ATCC 50983, 246 nucleotides. RefSeq lists its product as hypothetical. The record is from RefSeq and is a predicted model, not a curated record. The annotation marks the transcript as partial. The transcript has 2 exons. NCBI's taxonomy places the organism in Eukaryota, Perkinsozoa, Perkinsida, Perkinsidae.